UUUUCGUACCUUUAAUGCAAUAAUAUGUGCAUUUUGAAGCAUGCCGAUUCAGGCUCCCUCAUGGACAGACUUUCUGAACUGUCCCAUCUGCGGCAAUGAGUUUGCGGCCAGUCAGCGGUUCCCCAUCAGCUUGGGAUGUGGGCAUACCAUUUGCAAGCUCUGCCUGACCACCCUCUACAAUCGGCAAUGUCCCUUCGAUCAGACCCAGAUUGUCACCGACAUCGACAAUUUGCCCACUAACCAUGCUCUGCUCCAGCUGGUGGCCAAGGGUCCGGGUCCAGGUCCGGGUCCGCCCGGCAAGGACUCGGUGGAGCCUUCUGUGGACUUUUCACAGCAUGCGCCACCCAGUGUGCAGAAGCUCGAUCCGGAGCAGCUCAAGUGCUACAAGCUCGGGAAGCAGUGCAUCGAGGAUCUGGCCCUGCACCUGAAGUCCUUCCUCAACCUCAACAACGGUAACCUGCUGACGCGACCCAUGCAGCGCAAGCUGGUGACGCUGGUCAACUGUCAGCUGAUGGAAGAGGAGGGACGCGUGCGGGCAUUAAGAGCGGCCCGUUCGUUGGGUGAGCGCACCGUCACCGAGCUGAUCCUACAGCACCAGAAUCCCCAGCAGCUCAGCUCUAACCUGUGGGCGGCGGUGAGGACGCGUGGCUGCCAGUUCCUGGGCCCGGCCAUGCAGGAGGAGGUGCUGAAGCUGGUCCUGCUGGCCCUGGAGGAAGGCUCGGCGCUGUCCCGCAAGGUGCUGGUCAUGUUUGUGGUGCAGCGCCUGGAGCCGCAGUUCCCGCAAGCCUCCAAGACGAGCAUCGGCCAUGUGGUGCAGCUGCUCUACCGCGCCAGCUGCUUCAAGGUGUCCAAGCGCGAGGCAGACUCCUCGCUGAUGCAGCUGAAGGAGGAGUUCCGCACCUACGAUGCCCUAAGGAGGGAACACGACGCCCAGAUCGUUCAGAUAGCCACCGAGGCAGGGCUACGGAUCGCGCCCGAGCAAUGGUCUUCCCUCUUGUACGGCGACGUUCUGCAUAAGAGCCACAUGCAGAGCAUCAUCGACAAGCUGCAGACGCCGUCUUCCUUCGCCCAGUCGGUGCAGGAGCUGGUCAUCGCCCUGCAGCGCACCAGCGACCCCGCCAAGCUCUCCAAUCUCCACAAUCAUCUGAAGUACCUGGCCAACAUCGAUCCGUGCGCGGAGGUGGCCCCCUGGCAGGACGUGGCAGAGGCCCUGGAUGCAGUGCGUCACUCCGUCGUGGGCCUAGUUAACUUCCUGCAACAUCAUGGCGUACGCAAGACCCAGGACGCCAUCGGCAGUGCUGGAGCAGCUAUCAGCAAUCCGAAGUACAAGAUCAGCCUCUGCCGGGACCUGAACGUGCGGCGUGUGUGUCCCCGCGGCGCCAGCUGCACCUUCGCCCAUUCGCAGGAGGAAGUGGAGCGCUACCGCGCGAGGAACAGAGGUAAACACAUCAAGACGUCUCUGCCAGGACCACCUCUGAUGGUCGGAGACGAUUGUCAGGUUCUGGGCGUGGCGCCCAUGAUGCCGAUGUCCCCCAUGCACUACAUGGCAUCACCCAGAGGCUACCUCGACCCCAACGCCAACCUGCCAGGCCUCGGACUCUCUCCAGGAGCCACCCAUCCCCCACAGCCACCACAGCUGCUCCAUCACCCCUCCAUUGCCCGCCAGAUGAAUGGUCUGAUGGUGCCCGGGCGCUUCGAUCCGCGCUUCAACUACGGCCCCGGACAGCCGAUCGCACAAUCCAGGAACCCCUCGCCCAGGGAGUACCAGGCCAGUCCUGGCCCCGUCCCCGUCCCAGGGCCCCCACCACCGCAACAGCAACAGCCACAGCAACGCAAUCUAUCCAACCCACCGAGCUUCAAUGUCAAUAGUAACCUCCACAAGGGUUAUAUGCUUCCAGCGGAUGUGUUCCAUCCCACGGCCUAUGGCUAUGGCAGCGAGGAGAAGCUGGGCCAUCCCUGGGAGCAGCAUCCCUACCAGCAGCAGCAGCACCAACAACAGCAACAACCACAGCAGCAGCAGCAGCAGCCGCCGCCGUCCAGCAAGCCGAAUCCCAGCCGACCGUUGUCGAUUUUAGCCGCAACAGCUGAUACCUCAUUUUAUGAAAAGAAACCGCCGAAUAAUGUUAGCAUAGACAUGGACAUGGCCAAGCCCCUAGCUUCCCUAGUUGCUUCUGGUUCUGGGGCUGGCGAAGCGGCAGGCGAUGUCUUGGAUGCCCUGCCUCUCUUCCGACGCACCAAUAGCCAGAGCCACAAUCACAAUCACAGCCACAGCCACGGCCAUAGUCAAGGGCAGAACAACUCCUCGCUGCUCUUCUUCGAGCGCUCCGAUUCCAUAUUGAACGAUGAUGGGUCCACAUUCGACAUGCCCACAGGCUCCUCCAUGCACAGUCGCUAUGGUCCGAUCUGUCCCAAAAACUCGGCGGCGAGCAACUGGAACAACUGGAUCAUGGAGAACGACACGAGCAGCGAUCUGGGCUAUGCGGGCUACAAGGCCGAUAGGAAUGAUAAUUUCAACAGCCACAAGUCGUCGCAGAUGUGGGGCAGGAAGCCGCAGCUGCUGUCGGAGGAUAGCUUCGAGGGCGGCAUCGACAGUGGGAUGAUGCUGCAGCUGGAGAAGAAUCUGGUAGACAUUGUGGAUCCCGAUGACAGCGGCAUCAAGGUGGACUAAAACCUUAGAACCAUCACACACUCAGCCAGAGGAUAUAUACUACCGAUAUAUCUACCGAUAUGUGCGGGGGUAUAUACGAGUAAUAGUAAUAUGUAUAAUGCAAUCAUUUUACACACAUCGUUAGAGGUUUGUACCGCACGAAGCCAAGUUCAAACUCUGGUAGAAUUGUAGUCGUAAAACAGAACAGAACCCUCCGCGCUCCGAUCCGUUAUUGGAUCGGGGCGGAGCCAAAAGAAGUAGCAGCAACAAGAAAAAAAGAGAAAGAAAACAAGAAAACAAACAGAGAGAAAAUCGGGUUGGGUAUCCUCUAUUAGAAUCUAUUGUAUAAUUAUGUAAUUGUCUAUUAGUUCAUUGUUCAAAUUGUGAAUCGUCUUCGGCCAGCCGAACUAAAUGUGUUUUUAUCCAGAUGUUCUCGUCUCGUGUUACGUUUUCAAAUUAAUCGCGGGGAUUAGUAGCAAAUGGAAAGGAAAAGCAAAGAAAAGCAACUCAGUCUAGAAUAUUCAAUUUUGAUGUCUAACCUAGAAUAUAGCUAUAAUAUCCAUCACCACUACCCCCCUACACCCCAUAGAGAUUCCGAAGGAAAAGGCUAUAGCCAGAUUUUACAACAAACAAUUUUUACAACCGUCAAUAGCAAUGUCUACACCGUAAUUAAUAUUGAUUUUGAGAUCAAAGUACAACUGAAUUUUAUGUCCAAAAUCCAUAAACUACCCAUCCACCCCCAAUUAUUUGUGAUCAGAUUUUGAUUGAUUGUAAUGCUAUAUACAUAGAUAUAUACAUCAUACAUAUACUAUA
This is a messenger RNA of Drosophila persimilis, 3460 nucleotides long. RefSeq names its product roquin-1 (gene roq). The record is from RefSeq and is a predicted model, not a curated record. NCBI's taxonomy places the organism in Eukaryota, Metazoa, Arthropoda, Insecta, Diptera, Drosophilidae. Gene Ontology annotation, molecular function: metal ion binding. The transcript is spliced from 4 exons. The coding region runs from base 41 to 2668 and encodes 875 amino acids.